Myripristis murdjan (pinecone soldierfish) is the source of this 2894-nucleotide messenger RNA. It is a transcript of the gene cyth3a, whose product is annotated as cytohesin 3a. The coding region runs from base 304 to 1488 and encodes 394 amino acids. Lineage: Eukaryota; Metazoa; Chordata; Actinopteri; Holocentriformes; Holocentridae. The record is from RefSeq and is a predicted model, not a curated record. Gene Ontology annotation, molecular function: guanyl-nucleotide exchange factor activity. The transcript is spliced from 13 exons. Gene Ontology annotation, biological process: regulation of ARF protein signal transduction.
GAGAGGGAGAGACACGGAGGGAAAUGUGCCGCCUCACGUCGGACCCAAACGACCCUAAAAUGUCCGUGCGCAGUUAAGGAUCUUCCCUGAAUCUAGAGCCUCUCGCUGCGGCUGUUUCUCGCUGAUCUCACCGCUGACAUCCGCCCGUUGCCCCGCUUCACCCAUCUGUCAGCCGCCGGGCUUCGUCUGUGUGUCAGGCGGGCAGAAAUUUUUUGCCGUGUGUGACCAGUCAGCACAGCGCAUUAGCGGGGAGAUUUCAGCUGAACACACCUUCUGUUGCUCCGCCGUGUCACUGCCAUCAAUAUGGAUGAAGACAAUCACGUGCCUGAGGAUCUGUCCCUGGAGGAGAGGGAUGAACUGUCAAACAUCCGACGCAGGAAGAGAGAGCUGCUCGACGAUAUUGAGAGGUUGAAGUUUGAGAUCGCUGAAGUCAUGACGGAGAUCGAGCAGCUGACGUGUGUUGGAGAGAGCAAAACUUCGCAGAGAAACAAACAGAUCGCCAUGGGCAGGAAGAAAUUCAACAUGGAUCCCAAAAAGGGGAUCCAGUUCCUCCUGGAGAACGACCUCCUCCAGCACACUCCUGAAGACAUCUCCCAGUUCCUCUACAAAGGCGAGGGCCUCAACAAGACUGUCAUUGGAGACUACUUAGGCGAGCGGGACGACUUCAACAUCAAGGUGCUCCAGGCUUUCGUGGAGCUGCACGAGUUUGCGGACCUCAACCUCGUCCAAGCACUACGGCAGUUCCUGUGGAGUUUCCGUUUGCCAGGUGAAGCCCAGAAGAUCGACCGAAUGAUGGAGGCGUUUGCCUCGCGGUACUGCCAGUGCAACCCAGGAGUGUUCCAGUCCACAGAUACUUGCUAUGUGCUGUCAUUUGCCAUCAUCAUGCUGAACACCAGCCUGCAUAACCCCAACGUCAGAGACAAGCCCCCUGUGGAGCGUUUCAUCUCCAUGAAUAGAGGCAUCAACGAAGGAGGGGACCUGCCAGAGGAGCUUCUCAGGAAUCUAUACGACAGCAUCAAAAACGAGCCCUUCAAAAUCCCAGAGGAUGACGGGAAUGAUCUGACGCACACGUUCUUCAACCCGGACCGGGAAGGCUGGCUGUUAAAGCUAGGCGGCAGGGUAAAGACGUGGAAGAGAAGGUGGUUUAUUCUGACCGACAACUGCCUCUACUACUUUGAAUACACAACAGACAAGGAGCCUCGUGGGAUUAUCCCUCUGGAGAACCUCAGCAUCAGAGAGGUGGACGAGCCCAGAAAACCGAACUGCUUUGAGCUCUACAACCCCAACCACAAGGGUCAGGUGAUCAAGGCCUGCAAGACGGAGGCGGACGGGCGGGUCGUCGAGGGCAACCACGUGGUGUACAGGAUAUCAGCGCCCACGCCUGAGGAGAAGGAGGAGUGGAUCAAGUCCAUCAAGGCGAGCAUCAGCAGGGAUCCUUUCUACGACAUGCUGGCCACGAGGAAGCGCAGGAUAGCCAAUAAGAAAUGACCGGUCCCAUCCACAUUGCUGCCAGUGUUGUCACCAGCAAAAACCUUUUCUGUGUGUGUGUUAUGGGUGUGAUGAAGGUCUCCCACUCCUCCAUCCAGGGACAGAGGACGCAGAGGAGGCCUGGGAGGGAGUGGUGCUUUAGACAGACACAAAUAGUCCAUCGUCAUACCAACUAGUCAAGGAGGAUGUUUUUUGACUUUCGGUGCUGAUGCUGUGCCAUCUCUGCUAGACUGGACGGACAAGAGAGAGCACCUGUGGACGGCAAAUCCUCACCAGACUGGAUUAUAAGAGACUCCUUAAAAUGGACUUCACCCCAGUUGGAGACACAUCCAUGGCUGGAAUCAUGGUAAAGCUAUGACUCUAUUGCCCUCUGUUGGACUUAAAAGGAAUUGAAGCUACUAUUGUUUGAAUCAAAUGGGAGUUUUCAUGCAUCCACACUGAAAAUGUGACUGGCAGCAUGUCAGCAGUGUGCCACAUGUGCUGUUUCCUGCCCAGUGCCAACAGUCGGCUCCCACAUGCCAACUAGCAUUUUAUCAACUUUAAGUGUAAACUGUGUGUUACUGCAGAGAGCCCUGACCUUAUGAAUCAGCUGGUCUGAUUGUUAGCCCCGAAUUGACUGUAUAUGCAAACAUACUUUUUGUUCUAAAACAUUAAUGAAAUGUACUGAAGCUGUGGCAGCCAAGAAAAACCUGGGUUCACUUCAGAUUCAUCACCUUAUUCCCUCUUUUAAAGCAAAGCUAAGAGAAUCAGCCUCAGACCAUGUAAGUUGGGGACUAAUGAUGUAUUUUGUGUGUACUGGCCCUUUAAAAUGACCACACAGUCUUUAAAAGCUAUAGUGCAUCCUAUUUUGAUUAUAUAGUCAUCUAAAGGUAUUUAUGUAUUGAGGGUCCACCUCUGUGAUCAAGUCCAUUUCUUUUAUAUUUAUUUUCUCUUAAAUUUGCUCUAACAAAAAACACAAGUUUACCCACAUUUACAUUGUGCAUGUAUAUAAUGUACAUACUGUUUUUUUCUCUCCCUUUGUUGUGUUUAUGUAGCAUGUAAAUCGUUAUGGCUGUAGCCUAUACCCGUUCACCUUUUCAGUUUUGUUUUGACAGCAUAGAAGUUUACAAUAACGACGAGUGAGAGUCAGCAAGGUUUCAUCAUACUGGAAAAUCUGAUUAUUAAAAAUGGUUAUGGUAGUGAAGUGCUGCACUGAGUCAGACAAGUAACCUUUGACAAAUAUGCUCAAAAAGGUGAAACAAAUGAUACUGGAAUUUUUCUCUCAAAAACUGUGUGUGUGAAGAGUUUACUGGAAAUAUAAGGACUGUUUCUCCAGAAGAGAGAUCCGCUUGAUCUCAGUUUGGGGGAAAACUGCUCCUGAACACUUUGAUGAAGUCUUUGAAUAAAAAUACAGUGCUGAUCAGAAA